UGUAGACAUCCACAUUCACAGUGAAAAACCAUACGUUUUGUUUGGCGACUAAACUAUUUAUAACUUUGUUCACAUUGUUCAGUUGAAACAAAUUUUCUAAGCGCCUGAAAAUGGCUGCUAACAUAAUUCUUCGCAUGAUCCACUGGGUUCGCGCACAAGUUCUAUACCAAGCAGUGCUAACGUUCAUCGGAGUGUCGAUUGUGAUUCCAACGGUGAUCUACUUCAUCGUUGUUGAUUUGGCCGAGGAACCCACCGAGGAAAUCAGUACGUGUGUCAUUCAAUACGACUAUAGGGUACCAUGUGGAUUUGUCCCCGGUCGCGAAAUGGGCAAUCUUACGUCUUACGACUGUCGGAAAAUGGGCUGCUGUUUUGAUGAUUUUACCAAAACAUGCUUCCAUUAUUUCCCAUCAAAAUACGGAUAUCACAAAGUUGAAGAUAAAGCAUAUUACACAUCCAAACGGGUGCAGACGCCAUUGGGAAAUCCUAUGUAUGCAAAUGUAUCCAUUGCUAUAACCUCAAAUGAAAACUACAUUGAAGCAUCUUUAAAAAGAAUUCUAAUCCCACAAAGGGCUAAAUCUAGAAAUAUUAGAAACUUUCCUGAUUUAACAUACAGUUUAUCAGAAACAGAUCUUGCAUUAAAUAUUUACAGAAGUAAUUAUCCUGAUGUGAAAAUUCUUGAAACUUCACGAGGACCUCUCAUUGCUUCAGAUGGAUAUUGGGAGUGGACUGUGCAGUUGACCAACAGAAACGGUACAAUGUAUGGCCUAGGAGGUUUAGAAAUAAUUGGAAAUGUUACCAAAGUAAUUCAUAAAAAUGAAAUAGAUCAAAGCAAUAUACCGUUCUUCAUCGCACAACAAGAAACACCAAAUGGCGUCGAGUACCAUGCAUUGCUAGUAGAACAUCAAGGACUAUUAGAAGUACAAGUACUUGAAUCAAAGUUGAUUAUCUUCAGAGCUCUCAACGUAAGUGAAACAGGACUCACAUUGAAAUUCUUCCCUGGGCCAACAUUAAAAGACAUUCAAAAACAAACCGCGCUUAAUAAUCAACCAGAAACUAUUCCAAGAUGGCUGCUUGGAACACAUAUAUGUCGAAACAAUGUCACUGAUUUAGGUACAAUGUUACUAGAAUUUGCAAAUGAGCAGCAAUUCAACACAUUACAAGCUGAUUCUGAUUGUUUCAACGAGUUGUUGAUGAUUCUAUUAAUCGAAAUGUACGACGAUCAAUUACCAGCAAGGAAAAGUCAUACGAAAGAUAUGAUUGCACAAAAUCUCCGGACGAAAUUUGUUUUACCUUUAACUCCACAUAUUCCUAUUGGUGUAGAUGCUACUGAAACAGAAGAAGCAAGAAAUUAUUCAUUGUUCACCACUGCGUUUGAAAUGGAUGUUUUGUUAAAGAAUGAAACCCAAAUACAAGUUGGGGACUACAAAAACAGAAAGGUUGCAUUUUUUGAUCCACGGUCAGCAAAUGCAGUGGAUUACCUCAAGAAAUUACUAGACGCAGUAGAAGAAACAAUUAUACCAGUGUCAAAAAUCGAUGGAGUGUUUCUAUUGGAUAAUUGGCCUCAGGAUGAUUCAUACAACUUCACAGCUGAAACCCAAGAACUUUUAUAUUACAAUAAUGAAAUUGCAAUGGCACUGAAUAAAACACCGCCAAUGUUAAUGACAGAUCAAGAGAAUUACGUACGUAAACAAGUAGAAGUUGUUCGUGCAGCUAUUAACAAAGAUAUACCAAUUUUAAGUGCAUCACAUUAUUAUGAAUAUCGUAGUCCUCUACUCCCACAACACAUAAAUAAAUCAUGGGCGAAUUUGAAGGAAUCAACAACACGUGCAUUAUUCACUAAUAUUUUCAUGCAUCCGGUUGCUUUAAGUCCAGUUUGUGGUACGGAUUCUUGGCUGACAGACACUGCCCAUGAGAAUGAACUUUGUGCAAGAUGGUUUAUCAAUCAGGCGACGCUUCCUGGGCAACGAAUGACUAUGAAUUGGUACACGCAUGAAAAUUUCACGUUUUCCUCACGGAAUAUCGUUGAUAAAGCCCUGGAGUUGAAGCAGAUGUUGAGUUAUUAUCAAUACACACAUCUGCGUGAAAUUGGUCACACUGUUUCACCAAUGUUUAUGGAUUUUCCGGAUGAUAAUGUUACUUGGUCCCUGGAUGAUCAGUAUAUGCUUGGGAAUUUAUUGGUAGUGCCGAUUUUCUUGCCACAGACUACAAUGCGACGCUUUUACCUGCCGUCAAAUAUUUCCUGGUAUGAAUUUUGGGGUGGAUUGAAUUAUAAAAGUGGAUGGACGAAUAUGAGUGUCUCCAAUGAUGAGAGGAUGAUAUUCGUGAAGGAAGGGACUUUAGUUCCUAUCUUAAAAGAAAAGGACAAAGAAUUGUACUUUGAGUUAAAAGUUUAUAAAAGUUGCAACGUUGGAAGGGACAGUAUCCAUGGAACAAUACUUUUUGAUGAUUACGUUUUACAACUCUCAGUUUUUGAUCGAUUUAUAGAGGUUUCCAACAUUCUUAAUGUACAAUUAGAUGUUGAUUGUACUGCAGAGAUUAAAAAUCAUGCACAUAGAAUUAAAAAACUUCAAAUGUUUGAUUGUAAAAGUAAAGAGAUUGUGUUUGAGUUUGAUUUUGAUAUAUGUAGCGAAACUAAUCAAGACACAGAAAAAAUUGUUAUAAAUUAGUUAAUUUUAAGUGAUAUUUAAGUAAUUGUUUAAUCUAUGUACAUAUAUUUAUAAAAAUCAAUAAAUUAUCUCAAUAACUA
Dalotia coriaria is the source of this 2746-nucleotide messenger RNA. RefSeq names its product probable maltase-glucoamylase 2. The transcript is spliced from 2 exons. Gene Ontology annotation, biological process: carbohydrate metabolic process. Gene Ontology annotation, molecular function: alpha-1,4-glucosidase activity. The coding region runs from base 111 to 2666 and encodes 851 amino acids. Lineage: Eukaryota; Metazoa; Arthropoda; Insecta; Coleoptera; Staphylinidae. The record is from RefSeq and is a predicted model, not a curated record.